Messenger RNA from Didymodactylos carnosus, 589 nucleotides. The record is from the annotation of a GenBank genome assembly. NCBI's taxonomy places the organism in Eukaryota, Metazoa, Rotifera, Eurotatoria, Philodinida, Philodinidae.
GCGAGCUCUAUCAUAUUACAAUCAAGACUUGGAAAUAGGUGAAAAAGUGCCGAAGGCAGAACAAAAUUGCCUUGUGCAGCUUAAUAGUAAUCUUCGGUUCACUUUAUCGUAAUCAGGAGCGCGUUUCAGAAGCACUAGAAAAGUACGAAAAGCUCUGAAUUUAUGUAAAAAAAUAUUACCUGACAUGCAUCUAGACGUCGCUACAAUCUAUAACGACAUUUCACAAAUAUACUAUGAUCAAGGUGAUUACGGAAAAGCAAUUGAGUAUUGGACCAAAACCUUUGAAAUUCAAAAGGCUUUACUUUCACCAAAUCACCCAGAUGUUGCUAGAACCUGUAAUAGUUUGUCCGAGGCUUUCUACAAAGACGGUGCACUUGAGUUAGCUUUAGCAUUGCGAGGAAAAUCAUAUGUAAUUGACUCUAAUAAUCUUCCCGACGAUCGUCCACAUGUGUUAAAUGGAGUGUUAUGGAUGAGAAACAUGGAAAAAGAACAUCCUGCAUGUAAUAUAUUCAGAAUUCUGCGUCCUUCGGCACCUGAUUCGUCUUCUACGUCUGCUUCCACCGAACGAGAAGAGUGUUGUAUAACUUAG